Molecule: messenger RNA, 3372 nt
Organism: Anguilla rostrata (American eel)
Lineage: Eukaryota; Metazoa; Chordata; Actinopteri; Anguilliformes; Anguillidae
Product: 5E5 antigen
Exons: 3
Coding region: 400-2985 (861 amino acids)
Biological process (GO): proteasome-mediated ubiquitin-dependent protein catabolic process; protein polyubiquitination; negative regulation of translation
Molecular function (GO): protein binding; ubiquitin protein ligase activity; translation repressor activity
Source: RefSeq, a predicted model, not a curated record
AUAAAAGAAGUGGGGACAGUCUAUCUGUCUUGCGCUCUCUCUUUCUUUCUCUCUCUCUCUCCCUCUCUUGCUCAGGUCUGUAUGGACACUGAGUCUAGGAAACUGGAGAUGGCUUGGCUGUCGCCUAGCAACAAUAGAACUGCCAACAAGCACAGAGUGAGAGAGAAAGAGAACACACAAUCCAGAGAAGAGCAUGAGGGAACAGGUGUGAGAUACCUGAACACAGGAGGACUCGUUCAGUGAGCACACCAUGUCCAUCAGGAGAUCCGCCAACGUUCUCCAAAGUCCCUUUUAACCGCUGCAAAGUGAUUCAUGACUCAGUCAUUCACAGACUACUGUUGAGGAAGUCAAGUGAAAUCACGCCUUACGAAGCACAGACCCUGUCUGAGUGCGUACAUCAUGAUGUUCGUGGGGUCCCGUAUGAGCUCGUGUCCCCUGCCCCCGCGCAGCGCCACCUCGGGUCAGUCUGACGGCGAGCCCCAGGAGGAGCACAGCCACGGCCACGCCUCGAGCCCCCCGGCCCCGCCCCCGCCCCUCGGCCCCCUGCCCUGCUGGGCCACGCAGGGCCUGUGCGAGCUGGCGCGGGCGGAGCGCGAGCUGCGCCUGCUGCGGGAGCGCCAGGCGGGCGAGGCGGAGGGCGUGGCCCGCGGGGUGGAGCGCGCGCUGCUGGGCGCCCGGCGGGAAGAGCGCCGCCUGCUGGAGAGGGUGGAGCAGGACCACCGCGACACCCAGUGCCGCCUGGAGCAGCUGCAGCGGGAGAACGCGGCGGCCGUCCGCGUGGGCCAGUCCCUGGUGGACCAGCGCUUGCGGGAGGUGGGCCAGCUGAGGGAGCAGAUCCAGGGGUGGGGGGGCGGGGCCGGGGGCGGGGCUGGGGCCGGGGCCGGGGGCGAGGCCGAGCGGGACCAGCUGCAGCGGGCCAUAGCGGAGCUCACGCAGCCCUGGGAGAUCACCCUCUCCCUGAAGCGGGUUAACUUCCGGCCCAGCCCCCAGCCCAAGCCCAUUGCCUUCGGGGAGAUCCGCGUGCAGGAGCACAACCUCACCUUCCCCGUGGCCACGUGCUGCGGCCCGCAGGGGCGCCACUGCAGCUUGCACUCUCUGGAGGGGCGGGGCCAGGAAGGGCGAAACACGCCCGAUGGGGCGGGGCCCACGCACGGCCAGGCUGUGGAGGAGGGGGGCGGUGGGAGUGGGAGUGGCCGAGUAGUGAGGAAGCUCCGCCUCUCCUCUGGACUGGAGGAGGAGAGUGGGGGUGAGGGACAGGGGGAGAGGCUGAAGCUGCUCUCCCCUAGGUGGCGUCGUUGGCCCCCGCCGAAGCGCGAUGGAUCGGACCGGGAGUCGUCCCAAGAGGAGGAGGAGCUAGAGUCCCUGGGAUCUGACACGAAGGGAGAGGAACUGUUCCAGGCCAUCCCUGCCUACCUCAGCAAUGGCGAUUCUGAGGGGGAGGAGCCAAGGGAAGGGGAGGAGUCAGGGGAGGGGCCACUCAGGGGCCAGAGAAACCACCGAAACCUGAGCCUGCGGCAGAGUCGCAGGAUCUCCGCCCCACCAGGAGGGGGCAGGACAGAGCAGGACAGUCAACGCUCCAACCAGGGUGGGGUCAGAGGCGUGUCCCGCUACAAUCAUGAGGCCCUUGCCUCCCCCAAGACUAGCCCGCGGGAGCCAAUGAGCAGCCUGUCCCCGAGAGCCCGCCCCAUCCCCCGCACCCGCCUCAGCCUGUCGUCCUCGGACGACGCCCCCCUGGACCUGGGCCGCGCCCCCUCCCCGGCCGACAGCCUGGACUCCUGCUACACCUUCAUCGUCAGCUCGCCCCGAGACUCCGGGGGGUCCCUGGUCCGCGAAACGCGGCUCACCCGCUCCACCGCCGACCUGUCCUGCCGGACCCCGCCCCUCAUCGACGGGGGCGGGCGGGACCGCCAGGGGUCCUGGUGGGUCAACCACGGCCGCCUCGGCUCCUCCCCCUCCAUUUCUGGGCGGGGCCAGGGCGCGCGGGGCGACGGGGGCGGGCAGGUGUGCAGGUCCCUCUCCCUGUCCGUCAUAGAGGUGCCCAACGCCGGCGCCGCCAAACCGCGGCCGGCCAGGGAGGGAGGCGGGGGCAGGGCGGCCUCCGCGCUGAUGGAGGAAGAGGAGGAGGAGGGGAGCCCCGGCAGGGCGGGCCGGCUGCUCCGGCGCUUCGGGAAGCAGGGCUCGGGCCGGGCGGACCUGACGCUGCCCAGCGGCGUCCACGCCACCCCGCAGGGCCAGCUGUUUGUGGUGGACAGCGGGAACGCCCGGCUGCAGGUGACGGACGCCCGCGGGAACGUCCUGCAGCAGGUGAGCUCGCCGGGGCCCGAGGGCUCGGGCCGCCGCUGCCGGAACUACUUCGACGUGGCGGUGAACGGCAAGGGCCUGAUCGCGCUGAGCUGCGCCGCCGAGAGGGCGCUGCUGGUCUUCAACCGCCACGGCCGGGCCCUGCGCACCCUCGGCGCGCGCGACGAGCUGGACGCGCCCCGCGGCGUGGCCGUCGACGGCCUGGACCGCUUCCUGGUGGCCGACCUGCGCCGCGGCACGCUCGCCGUCCUGAAGCUGGACCCCAAGACGGGCGCCCGGCUGGAGAGCACCGUGGUGCCCGGCUUCCACCGGCCCUACCUGGUGGCGGCCUGCCCGGCCUCGGGCCUGGUGGCGGUGUCGGAGCGGGGCGGCGAGUCGGGCCGGGGGCCCUGCGUCAGGGUGCUGGAGCCCGGCUGGACCACCGUACGCGUCCUGGGCGUGUGCUCCGGCCUGGGGCCCCUCCUGUCCUGCCCCUGGGGCGUCUGCAUCGACCACGACGGCGACGUGCUGGUGGCGGACUGGGCCGAGGAGCACCGCGUGCUGGUGUACCCCGCCCGGGGGGUGGGCCGGCCCCUCGUCACCCAGGGCCUGAGCAGCCCCAGGGGCCUCGCCCUGCUGCCGGAGGGCCACCUUGUGGUGUCGGACAGCAUGCACCACUGCAUCAAGAUCUUCCAGUACAAAUAAGAACCUCUACUCACACGCACCCGGACAGUACAGAAAAACUGUACAGAAAGACUCACAAUACGGAUACAAUCUCAGAGCGGGGGUACAGAUUUCCCUUGUAAUGAGCAAUCUAAACCUUGGAAACAAGACGUGGGGACAAUAUAGCCAAUUUAAACACCUAAAGUGCUUAGACGCAGCAUACAUGCUGCCCUCUCCUCCCUUGCCCAGAGGGUUGUGUGCCCUGUGUUAGUUGAAAGGUCUAAGAGAUUGUUUUCCAGAACAUUUAGUUAAUUUAUUUUACUGGUUCCAUCAGUAAGUGAACACGCUUUUGUUGUGUUAAUGUUUUUGUGUGCGUGUGUAUUAUUGUAAUGGAAUAGAUUAUUUUGUCCCCAUAAAGACAAAAAUUCA